GCCAGCUCUGCCCGUGAGCUUGGAGUAUGCCAGCUUGUCCGCGUUGUCCCCUCGGUCCGACACAGACGUUUUCAAUAUGUAUUUUAACAGACGGUCCAAGAAGAUCCACAGCGAAGGAGAAGAGACCAAGAUUGACUUGAUGGCAAGAGCAAAGUCUGGACCUCAGAGGAGAUAAAGGACAAUUACCAUUACUUUUACAAGCAGAGCAGUUAGUGUUGACCCCCCUUAGCCAGGAUUCUGGGCAUGGCGGGGACCCCACCAUGGGGGAAAGGAUGCACUCCCACCUCACAGUCAGCAUUGAGAAAAGGCCCGCUUGUUCAUCUGCUGGGUACCGCAAGGCAGAAGAUGAAAUGUCGGGAACCACGUCGCAGGCGGACCCGAUAGAUGCUGCAGCUCGAACUGUCCUGCUUAACCAUCACCAGACAACCAAAUUCUGCGACAACCAUGUCAGCACAGCAAAGUAUGGGUUCCUGACGUUCCUGCCACGGUUCCUGUAUGAGCAGAUCCGCCGUGCGGCCAAUGCCUUCUUCCUGUUCAUCGCACUGAUGCAGCAAAUCCCUGAUGUUUCUCCUACGGGCCGCUACACAACACUGGUGCCACUUAUCUUCAUCCUUACUGUGGCUGGAAUUAAGGAGAUUAUCGAGGACUAUAAGCGGCACAAGGCAGACAACACAGUCAAUAAGAAGAAGACAACAGUGCUACGGAAUGGGAUAUGGCAGACAGUAAUCUGGAAACAGGUGGCUGUUGGAGACAUUGUGAAGGUCACCAAUGGCCAGCAUCUCCCUGCUGACAUGGUCAUUAUGUCCUCCAGUGAGCCCCAGGCCAUGUGCUACACUGAGACCUCAAACCUGGAUGGGGAGACCAACCUAAAAAUCAGACAGGGGCUCUCCCUCACUGCCAGUGCACAGUCACAAGAGGAGCUGAUGAUUUUGUCUGGACGGCUAGAAUGUGAGGCACCCAACCGUCACCUCUAUGACUUUACUGGAACGCUGCACCUGGAUAACAACAACCCAGUUCCUGUGGGACCAGAUCAAGUGCUGCUGCGAGGUGCCCAACUGAGGAACACGCAGUGGGUUGUGGGAAUUGUAGUCUACACUGGACACGACUCCAAGCUCAUGCAGAACUCUACGAAGGCUCCACUGAAGCGGUCCAAUGUGGAGCGUGUCACCAACAUGCAGAUCCUGGUGCUGUUCUGUAUUCUCCUGGUCAUGGCACUGGUGAGCUCAGUAGGAGCAGCCAUCUGGAAUAUACAACAUCCUGAAGAGACUUGUUGGUACCUAUCCCGCACAGGGGAUAUUUCCACCAACUUCUGGUAUAAUUUAUUGACCUUCAUCAUCCUCUACAAUAACUUGAUUCCCAUCAGCCUACUGGUUACACUAGAGGUGGUCCGGUUCACACAAGCCCUGUUCAUCAACUGGGAUGUGGAAAUGUACUAUGAGGAGACUGACACACCAGCCAUGGCACGGACAUCAAACCUGAAUGAGGAACUUGGACAGGUGAGGUAUCUGUUCUCUGACAAGACGGGGACACUCACCUGUAAUGUCAUGCGCUUCAGAAAGUGCACCAUUGCUGGCAUCACAUAUGGGCACUUCCCUGACCUGGACUGUGAUCGCUCCAUGGAGGAUUUCAGCCAUCUUCCCACCAGCAGUCAUAACUCCACAGAGUUUGAUGACCCUGCUCUCAUUCAGAACAUUGAGAAGAACCAUCCUACCUCUCCCCAGAUCUGUGAGUUUCUGACAAUGAUGGCUGUAUGUCACACUGUGGUCCCAGAGCGAGAAGGAGAUGAGAUCAUCUACCAGGCCUCCUCUCCAGAUGAAGGAUCUCUUGUCAAGGGGGCGAAAGGUCUGGGGUUUGUCUUCACUGCCAGGACGCCCCACUCAGUUAUCAUUGAGGCGAGGGGGAAGGAACAGACCUAUGAGCUGCUCAAUGUUCUGGAAUUCUCCAGUGACCGAAAACGCAUGUCUGUGAUCGUUAGAACACCAAGCGGGAAGCUUCGUCUCUACUGCAAGGGAGCUGAUAAUGUGAUCUUUGAGCGGCUCACAGAAGAUUCCCAAUACAAAGAGCUUACUGUGUCACAUCUGGAGCAGUUUGCAACUGAAGGAUUGAGGACUCUCUGCUUUGCAUAUGUGGACCUGGCAGAAGGGGAGUAUGGUGAAUGGCUGAAAGAGUACAAUCGGAUUAGCACAGUACUCAAGGACCGGGCCAUCCUGCUGGAGGAAUGCUAUGAGCUGUUGGAGAAGAAUCUGCUACUGCUAGGGGCCACAGCGAUAGAAGACAGGCUGCAGAAUGGGGUACCUGAGACCAUCAACACCUUGAUGAGGGCUCACAUCAAGAUCUGGGUUCUGACUGGAGACAAGCAAGAGACCGCCAUCAACAUUGGUUACUCCUGUCGGCUGGUAUCACAAGGGAUGUCCCUCAUCAUCGUCAAUGAGGACUCACUAGACGCUGUGAGAGCUACUUUGACAGCACAUUGCACAUCACUGGGAGAUUCCCUGGGUAAGGAGAAUGAGCUGGCACUGAUCAUCGACGGACAGACUCUAAAGUAUGCCCUGUCCUUCGAGGUGCGACAGUCCUUCCUCGAUCUGGCUCUGUCCUGCAAGGCUGUCAUCUGCUGCAGGGUUUCACCCUUGCAGAAAUCAGAAAUUGUGGACAUGGUAAAGAGGCAUGUUAAGGCCAUCACACUGGCCAUUGGUGAUGGCGCGAAUGAUGUGGGCAUGAUUCAGACUGCCCAUGUGGGUGUGGGAAUCAGUGGAAAUGAGGGCAUGCAGGCCACCAACUCCUCAGAUUACUCUAUUGCUCAGUUUUCCUACUUGGAGAAGUUGCUAUUGGUCCAUGGAGCAUGGAGUUAUAACCGUGUCACAAAGUGCAUUUUGUACUGCUUCUACAAGAAUGUGGUCCUUUACAUCAUUGAGCUCUGGUUUGCCUUUGUGAAUGGCUUCUCAGGACAGAUCCUUUUUGAGCGAUGGUGCAUUGGCUUGUAUAAUGUGAUCUUCACAGCGCUGCCUCCCUUUACACUGGGCAUAUUUGACCGGCCCUGCAGUCAGCAGAAUAUGCUACGCUUUCCACAGCUCUACCGCAUCACACAGAAUGCAGAUGGUUUCAACACGAAGGUAUUUUGGGGUUACUGCAUCAAUGCUCUGGUCCACUCCAUCAUUCUGUUCUGGUUUCCACUUAAAAUUACAGAACAUGACUCUGUUUUUGAUAAUGGCCAUGGCACUGACUACUUGUUUGUGGGGAACAUUGUCUACACUUAUGUGGUGGUUACUGUCUGUUUGAAGGCUGCAAUGGCAACCACAGCUUGGACCAGGUUCAGCCACCUGGCUGUGUGGGGCAGUAUGCUUCUAUGGAUGCUGUUUUUCGCAGUGUACUCUGCUAUCUGGCCGUCCAUCCCCAUCGCACCUGACAUGUUGGGACAGGCAGGCAGAGUACUGCAAUGUUGGAGUUUUUGGCUUGGUCUGAUUCUGGUGCCAACGGCAUGUUUGCUGAAGGAUGUAGCAUGGAAUGCGGGGCGCCGUACUUUUAGGAAGUCUCUACUGGAAGAGGUACAGGAGCUGGAGGCACGGGCAGUGGAUCCAGGAGCAGCCGUGCUGAGAGAUGCCAGCGGCCGCAGUCUGAAUGAGCGUGCUCAUUUGCUGACCCGUGUCUUUAGAAAAACGCCCUCCAGUCUGGGCCCCUCCAACUCCAUUCAGCAGCCUGUCUCACAUGGCUAUGCUUUCUCACAGGAGGAGCAUGGCGCAGUGUCACAGUCCCAGGUGGUGCGGUCCUACGACACCACACGUCAGCGCCCAAGUGUGUAGCCCUGCCUAAUUCCACCCCACCCCAACCUACAACAAACCCCCCUCCCCCCCACAAACACACACAUACACAGACACAUACACACACACACACAUACGCACACACACACAUACAUACACACACACAUACGCAUACACAGACACACACACAGACAUACAUACACACACACACACAUACACACACACACACACACAGACACAUACACAGACACACACACACACAGACAUACACAUACACACGCACACACACAGACACACACACACACAGACACUAAUGGCCCACUGAACUGCUUUGCAGCUGUUGGGGAGUUUUGGGAGGGGCCACGUUGAGGGUAGAGAUGGAUGCUUUGACCCUCCCCACUGUGGCCUGACUGGGGCUCUGAUCUCACAAAUACAAGACCUUGGGGGGAGGGGGUAGUGGGAUGCGGUUGCUGUUGGCCCUCAGUUAGUCCUGAACAUCAUGAGAAACACUCACUGACUGGUUGUGAUUGUAUGUGUGCAUGUAUAUCACUUUGUGACUGUGUGUGUGUGCAUUUCUGUGUGUGAGAGAGAGAGCAAGUAUUAAUGUGAGAGUCUAUCAGUGUGUGUAGACUUAUAUAUUGGUAUAAGUGUAUGCCUGAAAGUGUGCGUGCACGUUUUGUGUGUUCUCUGUGUGCACAGGUGAAUGUAUCUGUGUGCUUGUGUAUGUGUGUGUGUGUAAGUAUAUGGAUGUAUUUGUGUGUGUUUGUGUGCCUGUGUGUGUUUGUGUGCCUGUGUCUCCCUGGGUUUAACACAUCACUCAUUAACAUGGUGAUGAGAGGGGGGUUUAACUGUUAAACAGAACAUUCUAGUCUUGAGGAAUUUCUUUAGGCCCUUCCCCACCCCCGGCAUCCUGCCAAAGAUGAAGUGCAGGGCUAUAACUGUGUCCAAGCUCUAGUACAUUGGAUGUCCUGACUCAGACAGGAAUCUGCACCUCUGUACUCCAUGCUUGCUCUGCGCCAUCUCCUCAUUGCACGCUCCCUCCUGCCUCUGUCCUGUGAUAUACUUCCCCCUGCGAGCCCAGCUCUAGGGCCCACGUGUGUACCUGCUGUGCUUGCACCACGUUUUCCUCAGUCUGUUGGGAAAGCUCAAUAAAGUACUCUUGUGUUCUCUUUUUUCUUUAAUGAGUGUUUCCAUUUCCAACACAUGAAAGCAUUAGGGCUAAGCAAUAAACCAUAACAAUAAUCAUUUCAUAUUUUUGAAUGCAAUAACAGUCAUCACCGCCAUGCAGCUUAUCAGCUUUCAGUCUUUUUCUGUUCUUUCCCCCACAAACAUUUCAUGUAAGUUUGGAGGUUCACUAUCACAUCAAGUAUGAUAAUAGGAAAUGUAACACAUGUAACACAUUAAUAUGACCCUCAUUGUGUAAUGAGUAGUGGAUUGGGUGUCAGUGAGUUGUGGCAGUUUUUCCAGUAUGUUUGGAUGAUGACGUUUCUGGUUUGUAACAGUAAAAAAAACAAAAAACAUUUGAGUUAAUUCCCUGCAAUCUGUGUGAUAUCUUUAAUAAAUGCUUGGAACAUGGCA
This is a messenger RNA of Conger conger (European conger), 5333 nucleotides long. RefSeq names its product ATPase phospholipid transporting 8A2 (gene atp8a2). Bases 261 to 3797 code for a protein of 1178 amino acids. Gene Ontology annotation, molecular function: ATPase-coupled intramembrane lipid carrier activity; ATP binding; magnesium ion binding. Gene Ontology annotation, biological process: phospholipid translocation; neuron development. Gene Ontology annotation, cellular component: plasma membrane. The transcript has 39 exons. Lineage: Eukaryota; Metazoa; Chordata; Actinopteri; Anguilliformes; Congridae. The record is from RefSeq and is a predicted model, not a curated record.